AUUCUCAUCCGAUUUUGAAAUUUUCCUCUUUUCAAGGCAAGAUCGCUUGUCGCCAUCGACGAAAACGAAUGCUCGAACUGGAACCGUCUUCAAAUUCUUUUUGCCUAUUCCAGAAUCGUUCACUUUUUCCCAUUUUCUGUCUCUGAUGCUGUACGAAGCUACUGUUGAUGCAACGACCCUCGGUUACUGGUUACGCUGGAGGGUACUGUUCUGUGCAAUAUGUGUAUUUGCUUCUUUUUCUGUAGCAUUGUGGAUGAUAUGGAAAUAUGAAAUUAAAGAUCGACUAGAACACAGAAGACAAGAAACUCAGCAAGAUAAAAACCAACUUCGGAGUUGUGAAGCUUGGAGACCAUGCGUCAGACAGAUUCAUCCAAUUUGGUUGCUGGCUUUUCGAUUUUGUGCUUUCUGUUUGCUGUUGGCUUCACUAAUUGUGAAGGGCCUUUUGAACGGGGCUUCCAUGUUUUAUUAUUACACCCAAUGGACAUUUACUCUACUUGCAGUAUAUUUUGCGUGCGGGUCAGUGGUUUCCAUGUAUGGAGUUCUUAUCUGCAACAAAACAAGAAGUGACGGUUUAAAUGCUCGUCUUAAUGAGAAUAGUAUGGAGGAAGGGCAACAUGUUCCUCUUCUUUGUGGGAAGCCCUCAAAUAUAAUUGGGGGUAAUAUAGUUUCGUAUUCCAAGGAGCAAAGUAUUUCCUCGAAGGCUGCCGACAUCUGGAGUUACAUUUUUGAAGUUCUAUUCCAGAUAAAUGCAGGGGCAGUUGUUCUCACUGAUUGCACUUAUUGGUUCGUCAUAUUUCCAUUUCUUACGAUCAAAGAUUACAAUUUUACCUUUAUGACGAUUAAUAUGCACACGCUGAAUUUGGUUCUACUUCUCGGUGAAACUGCUCUUAAUAGCUUGCAGUUGCUUCCAAUGCCCCGGAUUUCAUAUUUCUUUUUAUGGACGGGUGUUUAUGUCAUUUUCCAGUGGAUCAUCCAUGCAUUUGUUUCGAUUGGGUGGCCAUAUCCAUUUCUUGAUCUGUCAGCUCCUUAUUCGCCAUUAUGGUCGUCGAAGGAGAUUGACGGUAGCAGCGUUGAUGGCCGGCGAGGAUGGAGACAGUGGCCGGUGGUAUCUACUGAUGGGGUUGAUGCAUAUUCCGAGCUACGGUAUGUCCAUGUUGAUUUUAGAACUGAAACAUAAUCUGAUAUCAAAGUGGUUCCCUCAGACAUACCAAUGCUAGUGAAGACUGGCAAAUUUGAAAUCAUGGUUAGUUUUUUGUUGAUUGCUUCUUUCUUUUCUCUUAUUUUUGCCCCUUGUGAGAGUAGAAAGUUUGAUGUUGAAAUAGCAGGCUCACAUUUUUACAAAUCAAACACAUGCUUUGUAUAUGUAUAUUUUUACAGAGUUUAUUCCUCCCUACAAUUUACAUUAUGUCUGUACAAACUCAAAUUUCUUAAUUUGAGGUUAUACAAUUUUUUAUAAUUUUUCAAAUAGUCGAUUUCGUGUAAAUUUAUACCCAUCAAAUUGUUGGUUAAAGAGAGGUUUUAUAAGA
Momordica charantia (bitter melon) is the source of this 1526-nucleotide messenger RNA. RefSeq names its product plant/protein. Gene Ontology annotation, cellular component: membrane. The record is from RefSeq and is a predicted model, not a curated record. NCBI's taxonomy places the organism in Eukaryota, Viridiplantae, Streptophyta, Magnoliopsida, Cucurbitales, Cucurbitaceae.